CCAAGGGAGUCACACACCUUGAUAGGAGACCAGAGCCUCUGGGAUGGGUUAGCUCUCUGAGAAAGCUAAGGAGCUGGAGCACCAGGACGAGCCUUUCUCGGUACAGAGUCCUGGCUAGACCGUAAGCACAGAGCACCCGUGGUCACAGAGAAACAAGGUGUCCAUUACCACAUGGUGUCCCCCUACUCUGUUAGUGCACCAGCCUGGGUCUAUGCUCUCUCUAUCAGAGGGAUACUCCCUUGAAGCCCAGAGGAGACUACAGUCAGAAGAAGCCAUACUUUGUGAAUUUCUUCACCAAACCCUCUGCAAAUGAAUAAAUGUGGAUCCAGUUGUCCGCCACACUGCCUGAUCUGAAGACAAAGGAGAUAUAUGUCAAGCCAGGACCAUGGUAUCGGAGGCUCCCACCUUUAAAAGUGGGAGGAAGCAACAGGAGCAGGAGCAGAAAAAGUGCCGAACAAGGCAUGGAGGGACUGUGGCUCAUCAUGUUGACUGUCCCUGGGACUUUGCUAGCUCCUGGGAUGCUGUGGAAGGUCACACGGAAUCUUUCUCUACCACCUCUGCCUGAACUUAGGGCCUCUUCACAGCAUCAGUGGGCAUGGACUUCCUUGGCGGAGGCCCAGAGCUUGAGGAGACAGUGUCUGCAGUGCGGAGCUUCAGACCGUGGGGCCCUUUAUGACAUCACACCACCAGGCAUGGUGUCAUUUAUGCUGUUCUCUGGCCGGAGCUUCACCAGGUUGUCCAGUUUCAGAGAGGAGUGUGGGUGGGCUCCCCAGUGCCUUCACCCUUCUUCAUCAAAGAACCUGGAAUGGCAGAGGGGGAGGCGGUGUGGAGAGAUGGUGCCACACAACUGCAUUCAAAAGGAAUCCAGGCCACUCAGACACUCCUACAUACACCAGCCACACCAGAUGCUGACCUGAAUUACCAUCUUUCCAAAGUCCCAAAGAAGUAGGACCGCCUGAUCUUUGACAGGAGUCUUCAGAACUGUGAGCCAAACCCUGGACCAAGCAGACGAUGAAGCCCCUCUUCUAUUGAGUGCUAUUGGCAGCUGUGGGCUUCUAGGGAGGCAUGCUUUCAUGAGGAGAGCUGCUCACACUCAGGGGGCUGGCCCUACACCCAUUCACAUGCCUGCAGCUCUAAUUAGACUCAAUGGGUUAUAAAGGGAAAAAAAUCUUAAUUACGGUUUGAAAAUUUUAUAUUUAGUUUUAGUAAUCAAUUUUUUAAAAAAAACUGUGAUUCAAAUCACUAUAAUUAUGUAAGUUAUGUUUUACUUUUAUGUAUAUUACUUGUUUACAGCAGAACAAAUAUGUUCUUAAAAAAAUAAACCCAUCUUUUAAAAAA
Molecule: messenger RNA, 1338 nt
Organism: Mus musculus (house mouse)
Lineage: Eukaryota; Metazoa; Chordata; Mammalia; Rodentia; Muridae
Product: RIKEN cDNA A630023A22 gene
Exons: 5
Coding region: 318-917 (199 amino acids)
Source: RefSeq, marked validated